Molecule: messenger RNA, 4994 nt
Organism: Schistocerca cancellata (South American locust)
Lineage: Eukaryota; Metazoa; Arthropoda; Insecta; Orthoptera; Acrididae
Gene: norpA
Product: 1-phosphatidylinositol 4,5-bisphosphate phosphodiesterase
Exons: 24
Coding region: 248-3553 (1101 amino acids)
Biological process (GO): phosphatidylinositol-mediated signaling; lipid metabolic process
Molecular function (GO): phosphatidylinositol-4,5-bisphosphate phospholipase C activity; calcium ion binding
Source: RefSeq, a predicted model, not a curated record
CAGUUGUCAUUAAGCAGUGGCAAGGGAUGGUUAUACUGGAUGAAUAUGUGUUGUGGUUGGAGUGUUAGUGUGUCCUAAAAUGUAAGUGUUCAGUGAGACGCCGCGUUUAAUGUUUUUUCAUGUAACUCUUCAUAUCAACCGACGCGCGAAGAAGGGCUGGGAGCAGCAUGGCGAUGGCGCGCUGGCUUGUCAGCUAGGCUGGGACUUGACGCGGCCACACUAGAGAGGGACUUCAGCCGGCCGGACCAUGACGAAGAAGUUCGAGUUCGACUGGCGCAUCGAGGUGCCGGAGCCGCUGCUGCAGGGCUGUGUGUUCGACCGCUGGAGCGAGGAGAAGGACUCCUCCAGCUUCGAGCCGCGCUGCCUCUUCAAGGUCGACGAGUACGGCUUCUUCAUCUACUGGAAGAGCGAGGGCAACGACGGUGACGUGAUAGAGUUGUGUCAGGUCAGCGACAUAAGAGCUGGGGGUAUUCCGAAGGACCAGAAACUGCUGGCACAGCUGGUGGGGAAGCACGGCGACACCGUAGAGGACAAGUCUCUGACCAUCUGCAGCGGCACCGACUACAUCAACAUCAACUACCAGCACGUCAUCUGCCCCGAUGCCGACACCGCCAAGACGUGGAGGGACGGCUUGCGAAAGAUCACACACAACAACAAGAUCAACAAUGUGUGCCCGCGCACCAACCUCAUGAAACACUGGAUGCGCCUCGGAAUGUUGGUGAACCCUAAGGGCAAAGUUCCUGUGAAGGUAGUUGCCAAAACGUUUGCAUCCGGGAGGACGGAGAAGAUGGUGUACCAGUGUCUGUCAGAGCUGGGACUGCCCAGUGAGAAGAAUGAUGUAAUUGAGCCUGCAGAUUUCACGUUUGACAAAUUUUACGCAUUGUACCACAAAAUAUGUCCAAGGAAUGAUAUCGAAGAACUCUUCCAGUCAAUAACACAGGGAAAAGCCGACAGGAUUAACCUUGAUCAGUUCAUCACGUUCCUCAACGAGAAGCAGCGUGAUCCUCGCCUCAAUGAAAUUCUGUACCCACUGUACGAUGAGAAGCGGGCUGCAGAAAUAAUAACGACAUACGAACAGGAUGAGGAAGCCAAGAAUGAGAAGAAGCUGACAAAGGACGGACUGAUUCGGUACCUGAUGUCCGAUGAGAAUGCGCCCGUCUUCCUGGACCGGCUGGACUUCUACAUGGACAUGGACCAGCCACUGGCCCACUACUACAUCAACAGCUCGCACAACACCUACCUGACGGGCCGCCAGUUCGGCGGCAAGUCCUCCGUCGAGAUGUACCGCCAGGUGCUACUGGCAGGCUGCAGGUGUGUUGAAUUAGACUGUUGGGAUGGCACAAAAGAUGAUGAAGAACCGAUAAUAACUCACGGAAAGGCCAUGUGCACAGAUAUUUUGUUCAAGGAUGUGAUUUACGCCUUGCGAGACACUGCGUUUGUUACUUCGGAGUACCCGGUGAUUCUGUCAUUCGAGAAUCACUGCUGCAAAGCCCAGCAGUAUAAACUGGCCAAGUACUGCAACGACAUCCUGGGGGACCUGCUACUCAAGGAGCCACUGCCGGACUACCCGCUGGAACCGGGAGCGCCACUGCCGCCACCUAGUGCGCUGAAGAACAAAAUCAUGAUCAAAAACAAGAGGCUGAAGCCCGACGUGGAGAAGCAGGGGCUGGAGCUGUUCCGGCAGGGGCAGUUCGUCAUAGAGGACGAAGAGAAGGAGGACGCCUCGGCACCUGGCGAGCCCAAGCCGGAAGUUCCGGAGGAGGUGGCUGCACCCGAGGGCGGUGCCCCAGUGAACGUGCCGUACACGGGCUCCACCACCAAUGUCCACCCUUGGCUUUCCUCCAUGGUCAAUUAUGCCCAGCCCAUCAAGUUCCAAGGAUUUGAUGUUGCGGAGAAGAAGAAUAUUCAUCACAACAUGUCAUCAUUUGCCGAGACUGCGGGACUCGGUUACCUGAAAUCGCAGGCGAUCGAGUUCGUCAACUACAACAAGCGCCAGAUGAGCCGAAUUUACCCUAAAGGAACUCGAGCUGAUUCCUCCAACUACAUGCCACAGGUUUUCUGGAAUGCGGGCUGCCAGAUGGUGUCGCUGAACUUCCAGACGUCCGACCUGCCCAUGCAGCUGAACCAGGGGAAGUUUGAGUACAACGGGAACUGCGGCUACCUGCUCAAGCCGGACUUCAUGAGAAGGGCCGACCGAAGUUUCGACCCAUUUGCCGAAUCCCCAGUGGAUGGUGUCAUUGCAGCACAGUGUGCAGUGCAGGUAAUAGCUGGGCAGUUCCUGUCAGACAAGAAAGUCAGCACUUAUGUGGAAGUAGACAUGUACGGCUUGCCUACAGACACAAUAAGAAAAGAAUUCAGGACACGCAUGGUUCCAGGAAAUGGGCUGAAUCCAGUGUACAAUGAAGAACCGUUCCUCUUCAGAAAGGUGGUGCUGCCCGAUCUGGCGGUUCUGCGGUUCGGUGUGUACGACGAAAAUGGGAAGCUGCUGGGGCAGCGCAUCCUGCCACUGGACGGCCUGCAGGCUGGCUACCGCCACAUCUCGCUGCGCACGGAGGCCAACUUCCCCAUGUCACUGCCCAUGCUGUUCUGCAACAUCGAGCUGAAGAUCUAUGUGCCUGACGGCUUUGAAGAUUUCAUGGCCGCACUGUCGGACCCGCGUGCCUUCCUCUCUGCACAGGAGAAGAGGGCACAGCAGAUGAAGGCAAUGGGCAUUGAGGAGACAGACAUCUCAACGCAAGGGAUCGUGGGCGGCGAAAGCGGUGGCGGAGGUGGGGGAGGUGGCGGUGGGAAGAAACCCAGCAAGUCCGGCAAGCAGGGUGGCGGAGGCGGCGGCGUGGCACCGGAGGAGAAGAAAGAAGACUUGAAGUUUGAGCCGAUCACGGUUGACUCCCUGCGGGCGGAGAAGGGCUUCCAGAAGACAGCACGCAAGCAGCAGAAGGAGCUGGAGGCACUGCGGAAGCGCCAGCUCAAGGAACGUCUUGCCGUGCAGAAGCAGCAGUGUGCCGCGAUUGAGAAGCUCAUCAAGGGCAAGAAUAAAAAUGAACUCGCAUCAGAUCCGCAAGUUCGAAAGGUCGUAGCCGAGCAGACAUCGCAGUGGUCAGAGAUGGUGGAGCGGCACCGAAAAGAAGAGUGGGAGAUGCUGAGGGCACACCUCCAGGAUCAGCAGGAGAUCCUGAAGAAACUCAUGGAGACUGUACAGGCGAUGCAAAUAAAGCAAUUGGAAAUGAAACAUGAAAGAGAAAUGAAGGAGAUGAAUUCUCGUCAGGCAAAGAUCUCAGUGGAAACGAUGAAGGAAGUUGCCAAUGACAAGACUCUGAAGACUAAAGGGGAGAAGGACCGCAGGCUACGAGAGAAGAAGCAGAACAACACGAAGAAAUUCAUGGACGAAAGGCGAAUGGCUCAGAUGAAGCAGGAUAAGGAGCGUGAGAAGCUGAAUGUGAAGCACAAAAAGCAAGCUGAGGAUGUCCAGACAGAACUGCAGAAUCUCAUCGAAAUGUACAAAAACGAGGAGAUCGAAUACGAGCUUGCACCGAAGAUGGAAUUUUUUGCAUAAGCCACUGUAAAAUUUUGCAGCAUAUGUGCUGUGCCAUACUUCUUGCCAAUACGCCGACCCGGACAGGUGCGGAGGAGUCGACGUCGAAUUAUGUCGCCCCGUCCUCUCUCCGAACCUACAUCCGUUUCCUGUAAAAGUCUGUCUUCCUGUGCCACUGUUGUAGCAUUUAUUCCCAAAGCAGGCAUAUUCUUGAGCCACAGAGUUUGCCCUGCUGCACACUAAUUUUGCCAACUUGAGAGAGAAUGUGGCUUUCCAAAGAUUGUGUAACUGUUUUCUUGUAAAAUAACUGGAGGUCUUGUCUUUUCCUCUCUCUCUCUCUCUCUCUCUCUCUCUAUCUCUCUCUCUCUUAGGUAAGAUAUAUUGAUGUAGGUCAUGCCUACAUACAAGAGAAAACAAACCAAACCAAAGCAAGUGCCAUAGAAUGUAACAGACAGAUACCGCAGGCUCGCAUAGUUGAAGUAUUUGUGCCUGCGGCAGUCAAAGUUUGAACGAGAGGAGUUGAUGUUUCUGCUCGUGAAUGGGCUCUUAUAUUUUAAUAUGAGGAAAGAAUAAAUAAAAAUUAUUGCCGGGACCAGUUCUUUGUGAUACUCGCAGACAUUGGCUUACUACCCACUGUGCAGUGUAGAUGCAGUGGGUAGAAUGGAGAAAACUGCAAAAAAUAAUUCUGUGCAGGAUACUAACUGCAAUUGUGAGUGUAUUUGAAAUAAGUUACUGUUUGAUGAAGCAUUUAGGAUCUUUCGCUGCUGUGCAUUUAAUUCAAACAGCAAAAAACAGUCACUGAAUGGAAAAUUUCUCACAGGUUCAUGUGGAUUUUCAGGGAGGAAACACUUUCUUUUUGCCAUUAAAAAAAAUCAACAGUCAAAGUAAAUGUACAUUUCGAAUUUGCAGACUCAUUGGAACCCUAAAACUGUUAUCAGUUAGGAUAUGAUAAACAAUGAUCCAUUAAAAUGUGUUUCAUCUCUGAAUGAUGAGAUGAGAAUUGGUAAGUCAUUCUAAGGAACUGAUUUGAGUUGACAAAUUUUGAAGCAAAAUCAAAUGUGUGACUGAAAAGAAAACCAGAAAUGACAAUUACACUCACAGUCCCUUGAAGUAUAUUGCAGUUUGUGCGAUGUAAGUGCUUUUUGAAACACCUGUGUUCACGUACAAUUUUUUGUUGUGUUUUUGAAUGUCCGUACACUGGAUUUAUGAGUCGAAUGUGGUAUGUUUGUUGUGUCAUAUCUAUUCUAGUCAGUAAUACACAUAGGAAAUGAAAAUAUAUGUACAAGAAUGGUGAAACUGUAUGGUUUUCACCAGAUUGCUCAUAUUGGUGAAUGAAGCAACUCUUUAUUUUUCCCAUACAUUUUUAAACACCCAGCUACAUAAUAAGAGCUGGAUUGUUCACAAGUUAUAUUAUGUUUCGUGUUGUUAAAUAUUCUGAAAUAAAUAGAUUAGUGGUCAAAGA